Molecule: messenger RNA, 2415 nt
Organism: Nerophis ophidion (straightnose pipefish)
Lineage: Eukaryota; Metazoa; Chordata; Actinopteri; Syngnathiformes; Syngnathidae
Exons: 2
Coding region: 948-1601 (217 amino acids)
Source: RefSeq, a predicted model, not a curated record
UAUAUAAUGUAAAAUUACAUUUAGUUGUAAAAUUUAAUUUAGUCAUGUUUAAUUCAUUCUUGAUAUAAUUAUAUUAUGAUAUGUUUAAUCAUCAAAUAAAUUAAUUUGUUUUUAACUUUAAUAAAUAGAUAAUACAUUUUUGGAUAUAUUUUGUAUUUGGUGGAAAUAAAAUUUUACAAUUAAUAAAUUAUUGAUGCAUUUAAUUACACAUUCAUGUGGUAUUAAAUUGUCACGUCUUCCAUGAUUUUGCAAUAGUCGUUUCCCCAAGAUGCAGAAGGACGUCCGGAAGCAGUGUGAAGGUAAGAAGAAUGAUUUAUUCAAAAUUAGCAGGACAAGAAUACGUUACAAAAGAACACGUGCGUAUUGCACGAGAAGCUGUGGCAAAAAGACUAGCCAAAAAUGGAGCAAGAAGCUUAUCAUUCUAAACUCAGAUCAAAAAUAAACAGGAUCGUAACUGUCGCGGGUUGCAAACAAGACUGCCAGGCAGAGUGUGGCGCGAAGCAGGAAUAAAUAUCUCUCUGAUUAGUGACCAGGAGCAGGUGAGCGUCCCGGCCACUAAUCAGAGGCAGGUGACCAAAAUCAGCACCCAUGGCAACAAAACAAAAAAAACAAAGGUGCUGAAACAGAAAUAAUCACCAACAAACGAAAUAUCAAACUAAACAAAACAUGAUCUGGGCAGUGGAUCAUGACAGUACUCCACCCUCAAGGUGCGGGUUCCAGACGUCCCAGAAAAAACAAAAAUGUCCAACGUCACAAGAGAGCGGAGGGAGGACUAGGCGGUUGGUCGCCUGACCAUGUCCUCGUAACCAGCGGGGAAGAGUCAGAUUGCGGCGACAAGUAGACCACUGCAGCGGCUGGCGACGCGGGCAACCACGGAACGGCCACAUUCGUGGCCUACAAGGAGGCGGACACGAGUGGCCGCAGCGCACCAGCUGCAGCCACUGUUCAUGCCUGGGUCCUGGGCCCAGUUGCUGAUAGAGCGGAGUGUCCAUGAAGUGGCUACAUUCUUGGCCACAUUCUUGGCCAACGAGGGGGCCGCGUGUGGGCGCCUGAUGCCCGCUUGUGCGUCAGGCAAGUUGGAGGUCGCAGGAGUGACAAUGAUGCUGGAGCUGAUGAUAGAGGCCUCGUGGAAGGACCCACUGGAGACAAUGAUGGCAGCGUCGUGGAAGAACUUGCUGGAGAAGAUGAUGGCAUUGUCGUGGGAGGACCGGCUGAAGACAAAGAUGGCGGCGUCGUGGAAGGAACAGCUGAAGACGAAGAUGGCGGCGUCGUGGAAGGACCCGCUGAUUAAACGCCAACGUAACUGUCACAGGAGCAGAUCUUGGGUUCGGGGGAACCUGCUUGUCGUGACGAAGCGGUUGUUGCUGGACACACGACGGACUCUUGGGAGAAGAAGGAGUGUCGCUUGCCUGGCGACUCUUUUCUGUCGAGGACGUGAAGAUAUCUACCUAUUCGGAAUUAUGACAACAGGACAUCUGCUGAUUGGAGUAAGCGUUGCUCUGGUUUGUCGACAAAUUGGAAGUUCCUGGCAGUCUUCAAAGUACCCCAAAGCUGCCACAAAUGAUUGGAGGAUGCGGGAAGAACUGUGGACACUGUUGUGAUUUGGAUAACAUCGGACCGUCUGCCCUGCAGGUUUGAGGACCAGUCAUAGACAAUUUAAAGUGAAAGCAAAUUUUAUUUUCACUCGUAUACAAAACAUUCUAACUUGGAUUGUUUCCCUGGCUUUGAGACACUCCUGAAGGACAGUGCAGCUAAGACACAGCAAUCCUUCUUCUUGUCUGUCAUGGACAAACACCUGUUGUUGUUGACUUUGGACAAACGACUGCACAUCAUCAAGGCCGCAGAACUGAGACACACUGCAGGCUUACACACAAACAUGCAUCCACAAAAAUAUACGCUACACACAUACAUACCCCAUCGCCAUUCCCAAUCCAACGCCCUCGACGCAAAUCCCAUAGGAGUGAUGAAUGGAUGGUCCGUGCCUGAGAGGGUGCGGCCUACCACCAUGACUUCGCAUUCCCUUCCUUCUGUUGCUAGAUAUCUCGAUAUGUAUGUUGUAAUAUGUAUAUGUGCUUUGCUAUGGAGUUUUUUUUCCCACUCCAGAUUGGACUCCCUUAGAAGCCCAGUCUAGAUUGUAUUUCUUUACUCAUCCUUCCCCAGUGUUUUACCUUUCCCUCCAUCUUUUACGGGGCGCCUUGUGGCGACCCAUCAGCGUUCCUGUUCUGUAACCCUGUUCACUGUUUGUUUGUCUAAUCUUGAACGCGUUUGUGCUGAAAACAAAGUUUUGUUUUACUUGUGCAAUGACAUUAAAAGACCUAUCUAUCCUAUCCUAUCCUUAUCCUUUUCAUCCUUUGUAACUGAGCUACUGUGUGUAAUAAUUUCCCUUGUGGAUCAUUAAAGUUUGUUUAAGUCUAA